GACAGUAGGAAAUAUGCUCGCUAUGAGAGGUUUCUAAACAUUUGGAAUAUUGCCGACAAUAACACCCAUGCAAACCGUUUUACUAAUUCAAAACCACCGGGAUCACAUUUUACCAGGAUUUACUGAGGACGUUCAUUUUUACCCUCUCAGGCUAAAGACAUAAUGACCCAUACACCCAAGCAAGUGACAGUCAGUGUGUUCACACCAGAGAGUAAAUCUGGGGAAGCCAGAUGGAGCUCAGAAGAACAAGAGUUAACCUCACAGGGCCUGGAGGUGAUUGGGCAGUACAUAGCAACACCACAAUCACCUGAAGCACUGCUUUACACUAGUUAUAAACAGAAGAGUGAUGAGUUUCGGAAGUUAUUCAGAGAGCUGCCAGACAAUGAGAAACUAAUUGCAGACUACACUUGUGCGCUCCAGAAGGAUAUCUUAUUACAAGGGCGCAUCUACCUUACAGAGAAUUUCUUAUGUUUCUACAGUCAUGUUUUCCGUGGUACAAAAAUCACGUUAAAUAUGAAGGAUAUUAGCACAAUGUCAAGAGAGAAGACCGCAAAAUGGAUACCAAACGCCAUCCAGAUCAACACUGUUUCAGAGAAGCUAUUCUUCUGUUCAUUCUCUGCCAGGGAGAAAAGUUACCUUGGUAUAUUUAGGCUUUGGCAGAAUAUUCUAAUGGAGAAGAAACUGACCAAGCUUGAGUUGUUGCAGAUGGUUAAGCAGCAUUAUGGCAAUGACCUAGGGUUGAGUCAUGAUGAAAUGGAAAGCUUUCAAACCUCAGCAGAUACUUUCACACCUACCCAACCCAGUCUGAACAUGCAUGGAGAAGAUUACACAGGGAGGCCAGAAAGGCCCACAUCACUUCGUCUUCCUCAGGGGGAGCUGAAUUCUUAUGAGGCUACGACACCACAGGGAGAUGAUGCACAAUCCUCAGUUGGACUGCAAAGCACACUCUCAGCAAAUGGGGAUGACACUCUCAGCACCCCAUCCCGUCAGCGCAGUCCAAAUCUGUCCUUGAAUCGGUCAGGGUCUGAGCGAGUGUCGAAACAUUCCUCUCUCUCUCUGGACCUGAAUGCCAAUGAAGACCAGCUCUCAGAUAACAGCAGAUCUGACAGCCUGGAGGAGGUGGAGGAAAGCGAGACUGUGUCUCCAGUGUCUCAAGGAAGGCUUUUUGUAAACAGGGUCUUUCACAUCAGUGCUGAGAAAAUGUUUGAACUGCUUUUCACCGAUUCUAAUUUUAUGCGGAGGUUAAUGGAUACCAGGAAGAUCACAGGUAUAAGCUCUACUUCUUGGAAAAGGGAGGCCUCUGGCUGUAUGAAAAGGACUUUGAACUACACCAUAACCAUCAAUAACCCCCUAGUCGGCAAAUUCUCCACUGCUACAGAAAACCAGACACUAUAUAAAGAGUCGAGGGAGGGCCAAUACUACAUGGUAGACUCCGAGGUCUUCACGCAUGAUGUUCCAUACCAUGACUACUUCUACACUCAGAAUCGCUUCUGUAUUAUCCGUAACUCAAAGCACAAGUGCAGACUCCGGAUUUACACAGAUGUGAAAUACAAAAAGCAACCCUGGGGUCUUGUUAAGUCCUUUAUCACCAAAAACUCUUGGAGUGGCCUAGAAGACUACUUUAAACACCUUGAGGCAGAGCUGCUUGAAGAAGAGGCAGAGUUGACUCAGGGAAGUGGAGAUGCUGGGAAGGCGGGAGGAAUGCGCAGGAGGCGAAGAUCCUACAGUCGCACUCUACAGGAACACAUGAAGCCAGGCAAGCAGUAUGGCACAGACUCUGAUCAGCAGAGAGGCGGCACUAAGGGUUCCAUGGACAUUAAGAACACAAAAAGAUUGAACAUCACUACCAUUGUGGUUGGGAUGAGCUUAAUUCUUUUCGUACUGACAGUUCUGAACUUGGGGCUGUUCUUUAAACUUUGGGCCAUGGAGGAUGUCGCCCACCGUAUGUAUGUGAGCACCAAGCACAGGAUGAGGGAGAGAACGGAGUCCAGUUUGGCUCCUGACUUUGGGCCAAGACAUGGACUGCCACACAGAAGUCGAGAGGAUGCACAGUUACUGAGGGCAGUACUGCAGGACUCCAUUAACCUUCUUGAGCAGCUGCGCAGCUCUCUUGUGGUGCUUCAGCAGAACUUACAGGUCUACAACAGAACCUCCUCUCAGCGCUAAAUGCCAUUUCAGGCUGGUGACCCAAAAACACAAGGGUAUUCUUCCCUUAAGACCUGCCCUCGCUGUGGAGUGUUGCCAUAGGGACUGUCAUCCCAGUGCAGACUCGUAACCAUGUUCACUGUCUCUCUGGGCCUAUUUGUUGUGGUUGGAUUAUACAUUUUUUUCUCUAAGCUUUUUUGUCUUGGAGGGGAUUUUGGCGCUGGCAAACUAAAUCAUACAAAUUUUUAUAAUGUAUUUGUUCACUUGUUCCUGAUUACCUUGAAAAUGAAUGAGAGAAGCUACAGUGUCUUUUUCAUUCUUUUGAGGUAAUAUUGAUUAACUGUAACAUAACUGAAAACAGUUAUAGAGCAGAUUAAAAAGCAAAGGCUUCUCAUGAUCCUGUUCUAAACUCUUGGGUGCUGAUUUGAUGGACAUUUAGAGUUUUUGCUGCACUACAAAAAUGCCUUAUAAAAUGUUGGAUGUAGUACAGUUGUACAAGGGUCUCCACUUUAAUAAAAGAGGGGCAAGGCAGGCCCAUUGCCUCUGCAGAUCAAAUAGCUCAAUUGUUAAAGAUAUAUCUUACAAGGCCACAUGAGUGAAUGUAUCUUGAUUUAAACAAAAUGUUGUCUUAAGAUACCUCUAAGAAUUUGUUAAUGAUUGCACCUUAACUUAAUGAAAAAUGUAUCGAGUUAAAUAUAAAAAUGUGUAGAAUCUUUUAGGCUCAACAUGCUCAUUUUAAAAUUUUAAUAAUGUGUAACACUUCAGGUUCAUCUAAAGCAAAUAAAAUAAUUGAGAAAUGGGUUAAAAUGAUGAGUGAUGAUCACUGUGAUGUCUUGCCUAUAGAUUGUUUACUCUUGACUUUAAUACCUCUUUUGGUUGUACAAUGUCUUUUAGGGACUGUAUAGUAGCUGUUGAUGAAAUAUGUUUGUGACAUCCAUUUAAAUUCUUCACAGUGGAAAAAUACAAAUUCAUGUGGGUCUUCAGCAUAAGAGAAUGUAGAAUGUAUUAAAUUUGUCACAGGAAACAAUAUAAGCGAAAUGGAUGUAUAUAGAUGUAUUUAUUUUUUGUAUAGAUUAAAGAAGUAUUGAAAUCUUUUAUAAAUUUUCUUCUGAAACUAUUUAUAAAUAAAACCCUGUAAUGGCAUU
Xyrauchen texanus (razorback sucker) is the source of this 3290-nucleotide messenger RNA. RefSeq names its product protein Aster-C-like. The coding region runs from base 163 to 2166 and encodes 667 amino acids. The transcript has 18 exons. The record is from RefSeq and is a predicted model, not a curated record. Gene Ontology annotation, biological process: intracellular sterol transport. Gene Ontology annotation, cellular component: plasma membrane; endoplasmic reticulum membrane; endoplasmic reticulum-plasma membrane contact site. Lineage: Eukaryota; Metazoa; Chordata; Actinopteri; Cypriniformes; Catostomidae. Gene Ontology annotation, molecular function: sterol binding; sterol transfer activity.